Molecule: messenger RNA, 6768 nt
Organism: Girardinichthys multiradiatus
Lineage: Eukaryota; Metazoa; Chordata; Actinopteri; Cyprinodontiformes; Goodeidae
Gene: slc6a17
Product: solute carrier family 6 member 17
Exons: 12
Coding region: 489-2675 (728 amino acids)
Biological process (GO): alanine transport; L-leucine transport; proline transport
Cellular component (GO): synaptic vesicle; plasma membrane
Source: RefSeq, a predicted model, not a curated record
UGCCAUAGUAAUGCCGUUUUCCCACAACACAGCCAUAACCACGUGGAAACAGGACACGCGCGUGAGAGAAAGUCGUUUUGAAGAUCAACCAGAACAUCACCAGAGAAAAAGAAGGAAGAGAAACGGAGGCGAUCAGUAGGUUAAUGCAGUUUUAGCGAGGGAACUUGUGGCUGGCGUUGAGCUCCUGCGUCAGGUUUUACGCACCAUGCGCCUUGCGCGGCUGGAGGCUUUCCGUGAGUUCGCAUCUCUCUGCGCGUAGAGAUGCUGCAUGCGAAGACCGUGGCUGAAUGAACGCAGCAUAUAUUCAGCAUAUGGGUUUUAUGCAGCCACACCGGCCCGAUCUGCACAUUGCAAAGGCGGUUUAAGAAAACCACAACAUUCUCAUUUCAACACAUUCCCAGUGUCCACUUGAUCGCUCCUCUAUCGGACGCCCUCCUCUUCAACACCAUCAGCCUCCCAUCUGAAGGAGCUUCUUUGUUCCAGCAGCUAUGCCAAAGAACACCAAGGUGACUCAGCGGGAGCACAGCAAUGAGCCGGUCACAGAGUCUGUGGCUGACCUUCUCUCCCUGGAGCAGCCCAUGGACUAUAAAAGCAGUCAGAUGAGUAUGGGGCUUAGUCCCGGAUCCACUGCCCCAGGAAAGUCCCUGCUCCCUGAACAAGAUGCAGAAGAUGGACGACCCGCGUGGAACAACAAGUUGGAGUACAUCCUUGCUCAAGUGGGCUUCUCAGUUGGUCUGGGAAAUGUUUGGAGGUUUCCCUACCUGUGCCAGAAGAAUGGUGGAGGUGCAUACCUGGUGCCCUAUUUUAUCCUGCUCCUCCUCAUCGGCAUUCCCUUGUUCUUCCUGGAGUUGGCAGUGGGUCAGAGGAUCAGGCGUGGCAGCAUCGGGGUGUGGAACUAUGUCUACCCACAACUGGGGGGCAUUGGGGUUUCCAGCCUCAUGGUAUGCGGGUUUGUUGGUCUCUAUUAUAAUGUAAUUAUCGGCUGGAGUAUCUUCUAUUUCUUCCAGUCAUUUCAGUAUCCGCUGCCUUGGGCUGAAUGCCCUUUCAAGAAAAAUGGAACCCAAGUCAUUGUGGAGCCAGAAUGUGAGAAGAGCUCAGCCACCACCUAUUUCUGGUACCGCCAGACUCUGAACAUCACCAGCACCAUCGACGACACCGGUGGCCUGAACUGGAAGAUGAGCCUGUCCCUGCUGGUGGCUUGGAUCUUGGUCUGCCUGGCCGUCAUCAAGGGCAUCCAGUCCUCUGGGAAGGUGAUGUAUUUCAGCUCUCUCUUCCCAUACGUGGUGCUCUUCUGUUUCCUGGUACGUGGCUUAAUGCUGAAGGGUUCAGUGGAUGGCAUUGCCCACAUGUUCACUCCCAAGUUGGAAAAGAUGCUGGAGCCACAGGUGUGGAGAGAAGCAGCUACACAGGUCUUUUUCGCCCUUGGUCUGGGCUUCGGAGGUGUCAUUGCUUUCUCCAGCUACAAUAAGAGAGACAACAACUGCCACUUCGAUGCAGCUCUGGUUUCCGUCAUCAACUUUGUCACCUCCAUCUUGGCCACUUUGGUGGUGUUUGCUGUACUGGGCUUCAAAGCUAAUGUCAUGAAUGAGAAGUGUGUUGUUGAGAAUGCAGAGACGAUCCUGGGUUACCUAAACACAGGUGUGCUGAGUAAGGAGCUCAUUCCUCCUCACAUUAACUUCUCCCACCUGACAGCUCAGGACUAUUCAGAAAUGUACAGAGUCAUUAUGACAGUGAAGGAGGACAGCUUUGGCCAGCUGGGUCUGGACCCUUGUCUCCUGGAGGAUGAACUUAAUAAGGCGGUUCAGGGAACCGGCCUUGCCUUCAUCGCCUUCACCGAGGCCAUGACACACUUUCCUGCCAGUCCCUUCUGGUCUGUCAUGUUCUUCUUCAUGCUAAUCAACUUAGGACUGGGAAGCAUGAUUGGUACCAUGACCGGCAUCACCACGCCCAUACUGGACGCCUUCAAGAUCCGCAAGGAGAUCCUGUGUGUGGUUUGCUGCAUAAUAGCCUUCCUGCUGGGCUUGCUGUUUGUUCAGCGUUCAGGGAACUACUUUGUCACCAUGUUUGAUGACUACUCUGCUGGUUUGCCCCUCACUGUGGUCGUGAUCCUAGAGAAUAUCUCUGUAGCCUGGAUAUAUGGCACAAAGAGGUUCAUGCAAGAUCUAGAGGACAUGCUUGGUUUCAGGCCAUACAGCUUCUACUACUACAUGUGGAGAUAUGUCUCCCCUGCUAUCUUGACGGUGCUCAUUGUUGCAACGGUCAUUGAGAUGUCUGUCAGUCCUGCGGGAUACAACGCAUGGGUGGAAGAUGAGGGCUCAGAACGUUUCCACAGCUACCCUCCGUGGGCUUUAGCCAUGGCUUAUGCCCUUAUCGUGGUUGCCAUGCUGCCUUUGCCCAUCGUCUUCAUCGUCCGCCACUUCAACUUGGUCUCAGACGGCUCCAAUAAGCUGUCAGUCUCCUACCGCAAGGGCAUGAUGAAGGAUAUCUCCAACCUGGAGGAGCAGGAUGAGCAGCGUUUUAUCCUUGGCAAGAAUCCCAGCGAGGCUCCUUCCCCCAUGCCCGCCCAACGCGCUUAUCUUGGGCCCGGCGGCACCCAAGAGAUGACCAACACCAACUACGGCACCAGCACCAAGACAGGAUACCAGAACAUUGGCUCGCCCGAGUCUGAGCUAUGAUCCAAUGAGCUUCAAUGUCCUCCCACUUAUGAUAAAAAAAGCCCACUCAGCUACUGGGGAGGGAGAUAGAGAAGGUGGACAAAAUUUAAUUGCAGCAUUCCUCACACCUUAACCUCCAGAGAAAUAUUCCUCCAUCCUCCCCUUUUCUGCUUCCUUAUUACUUUACUGUAGUUCUUUCUGCUUUAUGUCAGUAACGGAAAUCAGUGAGGAAAAGGAUUAUGAGGAACAAAACGUUUUUAAACCUUAAAAGGCAUUAUUGGGGCUGAAAUAAAGAAAAUGAGAUGCCAAUAGACAAAUCUUAAAUGAUAUUGUGGUGGCAUCAAUAACAAACAGAGAUGCACAGAGGAAUCAGCUUGUGAUAUGUCAGUCAUAAAACCAAGUCUGAUCUUUUUUGCUGAGUGAAUACAUCGUGCUAAGCUCUACCAGGCCUUGCUGACAAAACUUCUCAGUGUGAAAGCUGUUCCUGCAGGAAGGCUGUCACAAAGUUAGCUAUUUUCAAUAUUGGUGAAGUGUUAAAAAAUGAAGUCAUAGGAAGCACAAAGAUGCAAGAAGAAUUUUAAAAGAAAAUGUUUUACAACUUUAUAUCUGUGAGAGAGCAAAAGAGGAAAAUUUCAGGAGGUACCUGCAAGGUUUGACAGAGUACUGUAACGUUUCCCUGUUUCAUUCUUCAUGUCCUGUAACAUGAAAUAUGUGGAAUUAUUGACAGCCUGGAAAUGUGAGAGUUAAGAGUCUAAAUUUCUUGGAAAAGGGAAUUUAGACUAUCCACAGGGGGAUGACUAUUUGCUAAUAUCUUGUUCUGGUGCAGAAAUGAAAACCUGCUUAAAUCUGAGUGGAAAUGGACCACACAAUUUCUGAUCGAUGCAUCUCUAUAUAAACUCUCUCUGAGGUUAAGCAGUGGGUAAUGCUACAAUGCUUUGAGUAGUACAGAACGUACGUUGCUGUUGGGAACCAGUUUGGGAUUCUACUGGUCAAUUGGAGAGGAUUGUUGCUGUGGAAAUAGGAUUGAAGGAGACGGCAAAAAACAGUUAUCCUUCAUCUGAUCAGUAUCAGAAAACGUUUCAUGUGGAAAAAAGUGGCAAACAUAGGUCCAUCACAAUAUGUACUGUGAAAUUCUGAUAGUGUUACAAGCACAUUCUAUUUUUGAGUUUUUUGCGCCUAUCAUGCAUCAGCAAUAAUACCAGUGCUCACAAAAUCACAGAGCUCUCUCUCUCUCUAUUUUCCCCUCUAAUGUACAUUAGAACAGUGUAUAUAGUUGUCGUGCAAUAGUUUGAGACGCUACCAUGCAUACAUGCUGCAAUAGAGAAGAAAGAGGGGUUAAAUUUGUCCCUCGUCAUUUCUACAAGCACAGAACCACGGACACCUGCUAUGUUGAGAGCAUCUCUGAGCCUUAACACUUGUCUUUUAAACAAUGUUCCUCCUCGCUGAGCAUGGAAUGACUUUUAAUGAAUGGUUUGGACUGCAUAUCGUUAGCAUAAUCGCCUAAGUCAUAUUUUGCCAAGUUAUGCGGUGAGGCUUACAAAAUACAGAGCAGUGAGUAUCUGUUUAAAGGAAGCAGACAGAGAAGGAAACUUUGUGUAUAUACACAGAUGUGCAUGCCUGUGUGCUGUCUGCGGCUGACUGAGAGCUCCUGGCAUACCUGCCUGUUUAAAAAUAGAGCAGCGUUACCUAGGGGAAGCUGUGGCAACAUGCACCAUAGAAACAGAUUCUGUUCUGAUGUGGAGGAGGAGGCGCGGCAGAGAGGACACCUUGCUUUGUCUGCUCCACCUGUUCAUUUAUCCAUGGCCUACAUUCAGUUCUCACCAGUGUUGUUACAGUGUACUGAUUAAAUGUGGUCUACUGCCAUGCCCCUGUGGACCAGUCAUAGUUCAUCCCUGAUAGGAUGAUCUUUGGGUUUAAGUCUUAUACAUUCCUCUAAUUGUGACCACAUAAGUCGGUCAGCACUACAAGCUACACUUUAUGAUCUUUCUGUUAUCCAAAGUGUGAAAAGUAAGCCUUUUUUUUUUCAAUGUGUAAUCUUGAAAGACAGUGGAAGUGUAUUGUGAUACUGAUGUUUUGAACAAGUGAUAGUACCUGGAUUUGGCCACUGGAUGUCUCUGCUGGCCAGCAGAGGAACCAGUGGCCUUCUUUUGUCUGUGGCCCCUCCCUGUGAGAGCACCAAUACUUGAGACUGCCACUAGAAAUGGAGUGAACCAGAAUCAGUCACAUUGUUUGGUGCUUGAGCAGCAUCUGUGUCGUCUGCCUUAUGCUUUUGUCAUUUGAUCACUGUUUGCUUUGUAGAUUGUUUGCGCCAAUGUUUUGUCUCGUUCACAUGAGCACUUUAAUUAGAUUCAGACCCUGGAGUUGUUUGUCAAGCACACAUUUAUAAAGAGAGGGGAUAAUGAAUGUCAUCAACAUGCACAGCAGACAAAUAGUGAAAAUCUUACAAUUUAUUUAUUCUUAUUAAUUUUGCAUUUUAAAAUCUUUAUUUGCAAGAAAACCAUCAGGAUUUUAUAUCUUAUAUUCUCUGGUAUGAUAACUGAUUGAUUUAUCUCCCUUUCUGCUACAAUAGGAUCUAGUUUUUGUUGUAUUGGAGCAAAACUCUAGAAAUUUUGCAGAAUAUAGUUAUGUAAACUGUAAUUUUUGCAUCACUUCCAUGGAUUGCAAACCACUAAUCAUAUUAUAACUCUGAGAAAAAAGCUAAACAUUAAUCAUUUCAAAAAAAUCCCCAUAAAUUUUCUGAUUCUUGUUGCUUUUUUAUUGGUUUUAGCAAGUAAUAAUAAUACACUUUUACACACAGUGAAUACAUUUAUUAAAUGUACUUAUUGUUCUUGUUCUGACACUUUCAGACCUAUGAAAUGUUUCACAGAUUUUUAUUUCUGUUAAAACUUGUAUGGCACACUUUUUGCAAAUGGCACAUAACCUGAAAUGAAGGCACAUAUUUGCAUGAAACCUCAACUUUAGCUUGAAGUCAAAGCACAUUUAAUGAUAGCACAGAACUGUGAGCAGGAGUUGAUGUCAUGACAAAAAUAAUUUUAAGGUGUAUCUCUGAUCCUGUAACCAGAGGAUGUUGGUUGAUGAACAAACAUCAUGAUUGUCUUCUUUAAAUCCAGUGUCCUUUGAGAAACUGAGAGCACAGCUGCACAAUAAAAUUCACUGCCAUCAAUAAAAGUAACAAAUCUGCCCUAUAGCGUCUGUAGCUGCAGACAAUAAUAUUGAUUAGAGCACAGUCUCAGCUACCUGCCACUGAUAAUGAUAUAAAUAAUGAUCAAUGUAGAUUUCGCCUUAAACAUUUAAAGAGACAAUGUCUCAGGCAGGGAAAACCUGUAAUCAGUUGGUAAUAAUUAAUAUGGUUGAAAACAAAGGCUCCGGGGUCUCCUCGUCUUGUCCACGUGUCUGCAGUGUCGCAAUCAGCUUCUGGAGUUUAUCUCAGCUUAGUCACCAACAUGAUCUUGACAAAGACAUAGUACCAGUAAAAUCUAUUUAAUUGUGCAAAUAAUAUUUAUGUGAACAAACAUAGUUAUAUUUAGAGUAUUUAAGAUGAUGUAUUUAACCUGUACAUAUUGAUGUACAUUCUGAUAAAUUCACACUGAGUAUCUAUAGUGAGCGUGACAGGGUGUAUACUUGAGCUGUAAAUAAUAAUUGUAUAUUUUCAGAUAUUUUGGGGGAUUUUUUUGUACUGUCAGUACUGUCACAUUGGUGUCUGUUGGUUCAGGUGUUUAUGUGUGGUUGUUGUUAAUAAUAUUAACCAAACGUGUGUGUGCGUGUGUGUGUGUGUGUGUGCGUGCGUGCGUGCGUGUGUGUGAAGUAAAAAUAUGUGUUGGUUUUUGGUGUUUCGCUGUGUUUUUCUCCUCCUUCAGUGUUGUGUGCUGCUUAUCUAAAACCAGUACAUGAAAUCCAAUGUUGUUGCCGUGGAGUGGGACCACUAACAUUUAAGCAAUCUCUUCUCUGUGUUUUUCACUCCAACUGUGAUGGAGUCCAGCGCAAAACUGGCAACACAAUCAGGAAGACUUGUAUGACUGUAACAAUAAGACAGGAACUUGAACUAUUGUGAAUAGAGUGAUACAGUGUAAAAACAUUGCGAAUGAGGAGGAAAUUAAAAUAACCACUUUAUGUA